Messenger RNA from Annulohypoxylon truncatum, 920 nucleotides. Its product is annotated as Ctr copper transporter family protein. Gene Ontology annotation, biological process: copper ion transmembrane transport. Gene Ontology annotation, cellular component: membrane. Gene Ontology annotation, molecular function: copper ion transmembrane transporter activity. The transcript has 5 exons. The coding region runs from base 279 to 800 and encodes 173 amino acids. The record is from RefSeq and is a predicted model, not a curated record. Lineage: Eukaryota; Fungi; Ascomycota; Sordariomycetes; Xylariales; Hypoxylaceae.
UACGUACAUUGUUAGUUUCGGGGUGGUUGUAUGAAAUCCCUGUACCUGAACGACAGAGGAAGCCCCUAGUCUCCCGUUUGGGGAUGGGUUACGGAAGCUCUAGGGGGUGUUUUGGUGUUUGAGGGUUUGAGGGCCCACUGUCUUGCGCUCACAUACCAAGUAACCACAACCAAUCUUGAAGCAACCACGCGAUUUGACUCCAUCGUCAGCUUUCUCGUUGCAGCCGAAUCUAACUCGAACCUUGCGUAGUGCUUCGUAAUCCUACAAAUAACUUCAUCAUGGACCAUUCGCACAUGGAUCAUAGCCAUAUGGAUCAUGGCGACAUGGGCCACGGAGAUAUGCCAAUGCCAAUGUGCAGCAUGAAUAUGCUGUUCACUUGGGAUACUACCAACCUAUGUAUCGUUUUCCGACAGUGGCACAUUCGCGGAAAUGCCUCCCUGAUCUUCAGCUUGCUGGCCAUCAUCGCUCUCAGCGCCGGUUAUGAGGCUCUCCGCGAAGGCAUCCGUCGUUACGAGACCGCGAUCGCCGUUAAGCAGGAUGCCUCUCCUAUCGAACCAAAUACUGAGAGCGCGGCGUUACUUGGCGUAGGACGAAGCAGCCAGGCCGACGCGAUUGGACGGCGAGCCCAUGCCGUGAAGGCGGUGCUAUACGGCGUGCAGAACUUUUAUGCGUUCAUGAUUAUGCUGGUUUUCAUGACCUACAACGGCUUCGUCAUGCUUUCCGUCGCUAUCGGAGCUGGCCUCGGGUACUAUUUCUUCGGUUCGCGUACGAAAGCUGCUAAGGAGACGGCCUGCCACUAGAUACGGGAAGACCUGAUUAAUAUCCAAUCUAAAUGUACGAGUUGGCCAAGGCAUAUUAAAGAAGGCAAAUAUGGGGUCGAAUUUGGCGGUCUGCAAUGGUGUGGGACGGAGACGCUGAUC